Molecule: messenger RNA, 405 nt
Organism: Ectocarpus siliculosus
Lineage: Eukaryota; Phaeophyceae; Ectocarpales; Ectocarpaceae
Source: the annotation of a GenBank genome assembly
AUGCGGGCAAAACGAAGCCUCCAACGGGAACUACUCCCCCCCCUGGAAACCCUGACAAGCAAGCGGCGGGCGGCGGAGAGAUCCGCGCUCACAGCAGUGCUCUCACCGUACAUAAACGCCGACAGAGAGCGGAGCAGGAGCGUCGGCAUCCAAUCUCCGACAAAGCGGGAAGUCAAUCAGCUCUACCGCCUUCUGCUGCGGGCGGCACGGGUGAAAGAUGGCGGAGAAUGGGCGGGCAGCACGACCGAGCUCGUCAGGGCAGAGUUCCGUGCACAGGCGGAGUCCGUCGGGCGAACUGACUUCCGCACCAUCGAGCACCUCCUGCGCGCCGGAAACAAGAAACUCAAGCUCUUGAAAAUGCCCGGCGUCAAGGCGGCGGCGGGCAUCACGGUGGCGCGCCGAUGA